Messenger RNA from Purpureocillium lilacinum, 2574 nucleotides. RefSeq lists its product as uncharacterized. Gene Ontology annotation, cellular component: mitochondrion. Gene Ontology annotation, molecular function: 3'-tRNA processing endoribonuclease activity. The record is from RefSeq and is a predicted model, not a curated record. Gene Ontology annotation, biological process: mitochondrial tRNA 3'-end processing. Lineage: Eukaryota; Fungi; Ascomycota; Sordariomycetes; Hypocreales; Ophiocordycipitaceae.
AUGGCCACCACCGUCGAGCUCGCCACCGUCCCCUCGGCCGACACCCCCGGCUCUUGCAUCUACAUGCACCAUGACAAGCGCUCCUACAUCUUCGGCCGCGUCGCCGAGGGCACACAGCGCGCCUUCGGCAGCCGCAAGAUCCACAUGGGCGGCACCGAGCACGUCUUCCUCAGCGGACCCGUCUGCUGGGACCAGAUGGGCGGCCUCAUAGGCUACCUUCUCAGCGUCGGCGGCGCCGUCGACUCGGCCCGCGACUACACCGCCCAGGAGAACGUCAAGCGCAAGCAAAAGGGCCAGAAGCUCCUCAAGCAGACGGAGCACUCGGGCAUCGGCGUCCACGGCGGCGACAACCUCUGCCAUAUCCUCGCCGCCUGCCGUCCCGUCAUCUUUCGGCAACCCAUCAGCGUGCGGCCGCACGAGCACAGAGCAGACCCCAGAGCGGCGGACGCGACUAACACGGAGCCCGACUGGAGCGACGACGCGAUAAGAGUGUGGAAGCUUCCGGUACGGAGGGCGCGGUCCAGCAGCCCGCCCAAGCGUCGCCACAGCAGCCUCGAGCCCGUCGACGGCAUCCCGGCCGACAAUGCUGACGCGAAUGGGACGUACAAGCCGCGCGCAACCAUCUCCGACCCUGAGGUGUCCGGCAUGAUUGUUGAGAGAAUCAUGUUCAGCGGUAGCCUCAACAACAGAUCUGUUCUUGUGCGGCGCAAGAUCCGCGACCUCAAGCCCGAAGAUCUCGCCGUCGUCGUCGAGCAAGGCACCCUGAAGCCGUUCAAGAAGUCGGACUCCACGGCCGGCGCAGAGCCUCAAGACCAAGACGAGACUGUCUGGGUCUUUCCCGAUCCGAACGAAAGGUCAGGAGACCGUGAGGCCGGCGACGACGUUCUGGCCAUCAACCACUUUCCCCUCCCUCGCACCACGUACGGCGAGACGUCCAUGUCCUACAUCGUCAAGUGCCACGAUCGGCGGGGCAAGUUCAACGCCCCGGCGGCCAAGGAGCUUGGCGUCAAGCCGCAGGACUUUAAGCUCCUGACGGCCGGGCAAAGUGUCCAGGGCAAGGACGGCAUGACUGUCACCCCGGACAUGGUCCUCGGGGAGCCGCAACCCGGCAAGGGCAUUGUUGUCGCAGACAUUCCCUCGCACGACUUCUUGGAUGCCUUCAUGGAACGCCCUGAAUGGAGUACCCCGGAGAUUAUGGAACACGUUGCCGUCGUGUAUUGGCUCCUCGGCUCCGGCAUGGCAGACGAUCCUGCCAUUCAGUCCUUCAUCAAGAAGAACUCUCAGAUUAAGCACGUCUUUUGCGCUGAAGAUACAUGCCCCAACAUGGUGACGCAUCCAGGCGCGGCCGAGAUUCAGGUCAAGCUGAGGCGGAUCGACUCCAAAAGAUUUCCCCUGGCCAAGUUCGACAAUACUGUUCAACAUCCGGCGCCGGGGCCCGAUUCUUCCAUUGAACUUGGCCGUGCGGGCACGAAACUGCAGUUGAUGCCCCGCUUGGUCUUUGACGACCAGGCCAUGGCCCCGUUCCCGGACCUGGUCGGUGCCUCGGAGUCUGUGGACGAGACCGUACUGGCACUGGCUGAGCAGUCCAGGGCGGAGGCGUCAGACCCGAAGCUGUUGGCCAGGAUUGAGGAGACGGAAAAGGACAUACCAAACAGAGACGCGGAGAUAAUACCGCUGGGCACCGGCUCGUCGGUCCCCAGCAAGCACCGCAACGUGUCCGGGACACUCAUUGUUGUCCCUGGCAUCGGCAACUACCUGCUCGACUGCGGCGAGGGCACGCUCGGACAAAUACGCCGCGCCUUUGACCCCGAGCAGGCCGUCGACGUGCUCCGCAACCUGCGGUGCAUCGUCAUCAGCCACGUCCACGCCGAUCACCACAUGGGUGCUGCCUCCCUCAUCAAGGCGUGGUACGAGCAGACGCUCAAGGACAACAGCAACGCCACGCUCGCCAUCUCGUGUAUCGGUCGCUACAGGACCAUGCUGGAGGAGCUGUCGCAGGUCGAGGACAUUGGUUUCCACCGGCUUCGCUUCCCCAGCUGCCCCUGGCCCAAGGACCGCGACCGCGACAUGACGACGCGCGAAGACCUCGGCGACGAAAACUUUGGCCUCGCGUCCAUCAAGCGCGUCCCCGUGCCGCACUGUUGGCGCUCCUACGGCACCGAGCUCGAGCUCACGUCGGGCCUGCGCAUCGCCUACUCGGGCGACUGCCGGCCCUCGAGCGCCUUCGCCCAGGCCUGCCGUGGCGCGCACCUCCUCGUCCACGAGUGCACCUUUGGCGACGACAAGCAGGACCACGCGCGCGCAAAGAAGCACUCCACCAUGGGCGAGGCCCUGGGCGUCGCCCGCGAGAUGCAGGCCCGCCGCACCCUCCUGACGCACUUUUCGCAGCGGUACACGAAAGCCGACAGCCUGCGGCGCGCCGAGGGCCAGGGCGAGGGCCAGGCUCAGGACGGUCCACAUGAGCAUGGUGUGCUGCUUGCGUUUGACCUCAUGAGGGUCCGCCUCGGCGACUUCCAGGAGGCGGCUUGCUACGUGCCAGCGGUGCAGAUGCUCAUGGAGAAGCUGGCGGACUGA